This is a messenger RNA of Salmo salar (Atlantic salmon), 1660 nucleotides long. Its product is annotated as regulator of G-protein signaling 9-binding protein. Lineage: Eukaryota; Metazoa; Chordata; Actinopteri; Salmoniformes; Salmonidae. The record is from RefSeq and is a predicted model, not a curated record.
CAGAUGAAUCGGUGGCGGAGAUCAGUGGAUGAGAUCCAGGCCAGGAAACGGCAGGUCACAGAGUGUGAGCGUGCCCUGGAAGCCCUGUGCAAGGUGACUGCCUGUUUCCAACAGAUGGCCAUCUCUAUCGGAAGUAACUCAGACGGCAGCUUUCUGAGAGAGGAGAUGGACGAGACCAGAGCACUGGCUCAUAGAAUCUGCACAGGGUUGCACAGACGUCUGGUCCCUCUAUUGACAGAGAGGGUGACUGAACCUGGACAAGAGGAUCGAUUACAGGUGGAGCGAAUGUGGGUUCUUUUCCUCACUGGGUUAGAGAACCUCCAACAGGACCUGCACAAAGCCAGUGACUUAAUAGACCGCUUCCCUUUGAAACAGAGGAAUGACCGCCGGGCCCUGGUGAACACAGGAGCUUCAGAUGGUGUCACUGGGGUGUCUGCCCGAGCAGCUUCAGUCCAAACCCCGUGGCUAGCAGUGGAGGUGGCGCAAAACCCUGACCUAAAGACGCACAUCACCCAGAUUGACGCCCUGGUCAAGGAGAUGCUCCAGAAAGUCAGCAUUCCUUUCUGGGCAGUGGAGGCUACCCAAGAGGCCUGGGUGGAAGGCGCUCAGUCUCAGGAUGCUGCACACGAUCAGGAUGAGACUCUGGAAGAGAUGAUGGUGGUGUCCGAAGAUGACCAGAUGUCUGGGUGUUGUCAACCUCUAAACUGUAAGUUGGGGUGUAUGUUUUGUCUAUCGACCUGAAGACUGGGGUGUACUCUUGAAAACGGUUAAUGGUCAGUAAAACUUUGAAUAAAGCCUCUUUCAUACUGUACAUACACUGUGCAAUAACUACAAGUAGCUACGCAAAAUGGCGUUCCUUUGUAAAAACUAAAAUGUGCAGUCCUGCAAUUUUAGAACGACAGUACACAGGACCGCCAUUUUGCGUAGCGUUCUUGUGUUGCGUACAAAUGGUAUAAAUUAGGUUUUUACAUGCACAAGUCAUUUCUAUUUACUAAUGCAAACUAUGAACGUUAGACAAGUGUCUUUAGAUGCAGUCAAAGAACUAACAAAUGCUUUAAAGUAUGAUCAACUAUAAAGAUCUCCUUGGUAAAAGGAUAGAUGUUUAUGGUCAAAGACCUUGUAUAUCUAGGUUAUUGAUUCAUUUUGUAAUAUGCUGACUACACCAGGUGGGUGCAUCCAGCCACACAUGCAGGUUGAAAUAGCAAAACAAACUAUUAAUUUGGUGACCGGUCAAAACAGUCACGGACAUUUAGCUAGCUAAUUGGUCCUGGGAUAUAACAAUUGCGUUUUAUCUGAAAUACAUCAUGUCCUUUUUCCCCCUUGGAAUUUUGACCCAUUGAGUCACAAAAUCAUGUGUCCUCGACACAGAAAAGGGGAAACCUAGUUAGUUUCUUGUAACCGCUCCUUCUGUGGACUUUAUACUGCGAUUGGCAACCAACUUUAAGGUGCAUUACCACCACCAACUGGACUUGAGUGUGGACCUAAAUUCAGCUUUCAAUCACCCACGUGGGUAAAUGCUCCUAAAAACCAAUGACGAGAUGAGGGACUUGUGACACAAAUAGAACCAAGUUCUAUUUUAGCACCUGGCUACAGAGACGAGCGAGCAGUUUGGGUAAAAUGAUUGAACAUGUAUUUUGUAACAGAGCCCGUGUGGUCAGCA